Colletotrichum lupini is the source of this 2613-nucleotide messenger RNA. RefSeq names its product amino acid permease. Bases 1 to 2613 code for a protein of 870 amino acids. Lineage: Eukaryota; Fungi; Ascomycota; Sordariomycetes; Glomerellales; Glomerellaceae. Gene Ontology annotation, biological process: amino acid transmembrane transport. Gene Ontology annotation, molecular function: L-amino acid transmembrane transporter activity. The transcript is spliced from 8 exons. The record is from RefSeq and is a predicted model, not a curated record. Gene Ontology annotation, cellular component: membrane.
AUGGGUUUCCCGCGUAUUGCAGGCUUUCAGCUCUUCAAGCGCCUCUUUGCCCCACUAUCCCUUGAGCUUCCCUUCCCCCCCUGGCGCUGCGGUCAGUGGGCUUUGGUGGCUUUUUCUUUCGUCCUGGAGCGGCUCAAAGGAUUUCGGCUUUGCUUGCGCCAAGAUGUGAUUCGCUCUGCCCGUGCCGCGGAUCUCGAUGGGGGGCCAAUCAAGGUCAACAAUCUGGAAGCCCAGCCAAAUUGCAGUAAAACUGCCCUCUUUGAAUCAAAAGAUACAUCUGCAGAUACCUUCGUCACUGGAACCCUUGAGUCUGCCGUCCACAACCCAGACACCCAGGGGCCAUUGUUGCAUCUGGAUGCCACCUUGUUCUCGGCGCAACUCAAUCUUUCCUUCUUCCCUCCUUUGUUCAUCCGCCUCAACCUUAAUCCGCACAACUCCCUUCGCCACCCCCAUUUGUUCCGUUGGCCAAACGUAUUCGGACAUCAACCACAGUCAAGCAUACAGCUACUAGUUGGAUGUUUCCUUUCCUCUCCGCUUCUUUCCCCCUGGAUCAAUAGUCUGUUUCGGUUUCCGCGUGUAGGGAAGGCACUCGAUCACGUACACUCCAUUGCUUUUUCCACAUCGGCCGCUGCAACAUGCGAUAGCCCCAGUGCCGAACCCCCGAACGCUCGAACGAAAUCCAGGUCGAAAGUGUUCCCUCGACACCCCGAUUCAAAGACCACCAUGCCACCAUACGCUAAUGUCCAAUCCCACCGCGACUCCCUCGAGCUCGCCUCUCUCGCCUCGUCCUCCCGCGCCGACUCUGUCGUCUCAGACCUCCCCUCCUCGCGUCCCUCCAUAUCCUCCUCCCGCAAGCUCUCCUUUGACGCCGAAGACCCCCUAGACGCCGCGAACCCGGCCGCCUCCUCAGGGAGACCGAACCGCCAUGACCGCUCCUACUCCGUCUCCUCGGGCUUCGACUUCGCCGCAAACCUCUUCCCCUUGAGCUCCACAGCCGGCGCAGGCGGCGCAGGCGGCUACGCACCCAUUGGCGCGCCCACCUCGACCGCGAUACAAAACGGCGGACUCGGCGGCGGCAGCUUGGAGAAGCACAAGACGCUCACGUACCUCAACGGCCUGAGUCUCAUCGUGGGCCUCAUCAUAGGGAGCGGCAUCUUUUCGAGCCCGAGCCAGGUGAGCUCAAAGGUCGGCUCGCCCGGCGCCGCGCUCGUCGUCUGGGUCAUUGCCGGCGUGCUGGGCUGGACGGGCGCGGCUAGCUACGCGGAGCUCGGCGGCGCGAUACCCUUGAAUGGCGGCGCGCAGGUCUACCUCGCCAAGAUCAUGGGCGAGAUGGCCGGCUUCCUCUUCACCUGGGUGGCCGUGCUGGUGCUGAAGCCGGGCAGCGCCGCCAUCAUCGCCAUCAUCAUGGGCGAGUACCUCGUGCGCGCCGCCAUUGGCGCCGAGGCCGAGAGCCUCAGCCCCUGGGUCAACAAGGCCGUCGCCAUGGUCGCCCUCGUCUCCGUCACCCUGCUCAACUGCGUCUCCACCAAGCUCGGCACAAAAGUCAACGACUGGCUCAUGUUUCUCAAGUUUAUUGCGUUGCUGGGCGUUACUGUGACUGGCAUCGUCGUCGCCAUCACCGGCAAGACAGUCACCGGCAAGGCCAACAUGGAGUGGAAGUCGCACGAGUGGUUCGAGGGCACCUCCACCGACCUCUCCGCCUGGGCCGUCGCCCUGUACGCGGGACUCUGGGCCUACGACGGCUGGGACAAUACAAACUACGUCGUCGGCGAGUUCCGCAACCCGAGCCGCGACCUCCCGCGCGUCAUCCACACGGCCAUGCCCCUCGUCAUCCUCUCCUACGUCCUCGCCAACAUUGCCUACUUUCUCGUCCUCCCCCUCGCGGCCGUCAACGCCUCCAACACGAUCGCCGUCCAGUUCGGCGCAAAAGUCUUUGGCCCCGUCGGCUCCCUCGUCCUCGCCCUCGUUGUCUCGGCAUCCUGCUUCGGCGCCCUCAACUCGUCGACCUUUACCUCGUCGCGGCUGGUGUACGUUGCCGGCAAAGAGGGCUACAUCCCGUCCGUCUUUGGCAGCAUCGGCCUGUCGCGCAACGGCAACGGCGGCGGCGGCCACUCCGUCACCACAUCCCGCACCUCCCGCGGCCGUCUCGCAAAUCUCCUGAUCCGCGCCCUCGGCGACGACGACAUGGGCCUCUUUUACACCCCCGUCUGGGCCCUCGUGCUCAACGGCCUGCUGACGGCGGCGUACAUCGUCGUGGGCGAAUUCGGCACCCUGCUGACGUUUUACGGCGUCGCGGGGUACACAUUCUACUUUAUCACGGUGCUGGGCCUCAUUAUCCUGCGCGUGCGCGAGCCGCAGCUCGACAGGCCGUACCGGACGUGGAUCACGACGCCCAUUAUCUUUUGUUGCGUUUCGCUGUUUCUGCUGAGCCGCGCCGUGUUCGCGCAGCCGCUGCAGACGGUGACGGUGGUGCUGUUUGUGGUGGCGGGCGUGCCGGUGUACUUUUGGCGGAUCCGCGGGCGGGAUCAGCAGGUUGUCAAGAGGGAGGCGAGGCAUCGUGGGUACGAAGAGGGGGAGGAGAGGGCGUGGUGGCAGUUUUGGAAGAGGUCAUGA